GUUGUGAUUCCUUCACCAUCCUUCUCCGCGAGCCGCAAGCGCUGUCCUUGGACCUCACCGCCGUCGAAGCCCCCCUCGGUCGCCGCCGUGUUCCUCUGCGUGCUUCCGCCCACAGGACCUAUAUUUCCCGUAUCGUCUUCUUUUGCGACGCCAACCCUCACCUCUCUGAUGUCCUCCCGCCUUCCACUCCUCUCCGCAGCCGCCACCUGCAUCAGCAGUUGAUCUUCUUGGAAGUAGGAACUUUCCGUCUUCCCUUCUCGUUCACAUGCAACUUUAAUCGCGGCCGAUCUACCGAGAAACUCUGACCUUGAGCUUUUUAGGCUGAGACAGCUAUCAACGGGAGGAAAUCCUUGCGCGGAAAAUGAGUGCAGGUGGAGCAUUUGGUGGAAAUAGAGGAGCAAGACCUGUACCUCCUGAAAAAGGUGUAUUUCCCUUAGAUCACUUGCAUGAAUGUGAUUUGGCAAAGAAAGAAUAUAUUGCUUGCCUCAAAUCAUCAGGCUACCAAUCAGAAAAAUGUAGGCACUUAUCAAAGAAGUACUUAGAAUGUCGAAUGGAAAGAAACUUGAUGGCUAAACAAGAUCUAUCUGAGCUUGGCUUCCUCAAAGACCGCCGAACAGCUACAUCUGAAGAGAGCACCAGUGGCGGUCAGCCCAAUCCCUCACCUGCAAAAAAGACCAUAACUUCUUGAAGGUCAAUGACUACGUAAGAUGAUACGGACAUCUUUAGCUUCAUGCUUCUUCCAAUAACAUCUACUGGUCUCGUGUUGUUCGCUUCCUCUCUUAGCUUUUGGUACUGUCGGAGACACAAGCUCUGCUACCGUCAUCUUCCUCUCACUCGCGUACGUCAGCCUUCUAUUUGAAGUUUCUAUAUAUAUAUGUUGUUGACA
This is a messenger RNA of Musa acuminata AAA Group (dessert banana), 886 nucleotides long. RefSeq lists its product as uncharacterized. The coding region runs from base 362 to 688 and encodes 108 amino acids. Lineage: Eukaryota; Viridiplantae; Streptophyta; Magnoliopsida; Zingiberales; Musaceae. The record is from RefSeq and is a predicted model, not a curated record. The transcript is spliced from 5 exons.